AGACUUUGAUUCUCUCUCCAAGGAUGAUAUCUAUGAGAACAACCGCCUGGCUUUUGAGCUGGCAGAACGGGAGCUGGGCAUCCCAGCCCUGCUAGAUCCUCAUGACAUGGUCUCCAUGCCAGUCCCCGACUGCCUCAGCGUCAUGACCUACGUGUCUCAGUAUUACAACCACUUCAACAACCCCAGCCAAGCCAGAGUCCCUCCACCCAUGAAACGCCCAGCUGCUGCCUCCUCCCCUCCUCUGCUGUCCCACAAGAAGCCUGUGGCUGUGCCGUGGGAUGGGGAGCAGCUGGUGGGGCCCCCAUCCUGAGCUCCCCUGUGUGUUGUGUCUCAGGAUGUCCCCCCUGAGCUGGUGGAGCAGCCCCGGCACACCUGGCUCAGCAGCACCUGCACUGCUUGCCACCAGCACGUCCACCUGGUCCAGCGCUACCUGGCCGAGGGCAAGCUCUACCAUCGCCAGUGCUUCAGGUGUAAGGAGUGCUCCAGCACAUUGCUCCCGGGGUCCUACAAGCCUGGGUCAGAGGCAGGGACUUUUGUCUGCAUGCAGCAUCGUGGGAGAUUGCCCAUGAGCGGGAAGGCAGAGAGGAGACCCAGCCCAGACCGACAGCCACCGGAGCUCAGGACUGAAACUGGGGCUGGCAGCGUGGGGGAAGGUGCCCCCCUGGCAGGAGCAGAAGUGGGGAAGGAUGAUGGGGACUCCCUGGAGAGCGUGGCAGAGCCCAGGACACCUGCAGAGGUGCUGGCUGGCCCAGCAGAGAAGGACAGCACAGAAGAGCCAACGAUGGCCCCUGCUCACCCGGGCAGCAGGACGCCCACCUCCCAAACUCCCCCCAGGCCUCCCCUUCCCAGCAAGCCCACGGGGCUCACCCAGGACAAAGGCAGCUCCCUGGAUGGACGGCUCAGAGACACACGGCCCACCCCUGCCCCCAGGAAGGCCACCGAGGGGUCACCCUUGUCCCCUCCAAGCUCUCACCCCAUCCCCCGGCCCAGAUCCACCCUCCAGGGUGAGGGCAACGAGUGUGGACCCGGCGUGGUGAACGGGUACCUGAACCCAGCCCCCCUGUCCCAAAGCCCCGAGGGAGACCCUGCUCCUCUGAUCGGUAGGUCCUUCUGCUUGCAAAUCACCUGCAAAUCCCAGAGCAAGGUGGGGACGGCUCAGCUGAGUGCUGGAGCUGCUGUGAGAGCCAAGGACCCACCCUGGAUGGCCUUGGUGCAAGCAGAACCCAAGAAGAAGCCAGCUCCUCCUCCUCCUCCUCCUCCUCCCCCGGGCAGCAGCCAGGAGACACCCAGUAGGACUGCAGAGGAGGAAGAUGGGGAGGAGGUGGGGAAAACUAAGGUCGAGGAAAGCAGGUCAGAUGCCACAGAGCCCAAACCAUACAACCCCUUUGAGGAGGAGGACGAGGAGGAAGCAGAGAGUGCUGCCACCCAAAAGAGCACCCCUGAGCAGGAGCAGAGUGAGACUGCUGCCAAGCCUCUCCACCCCUGGUAUGGCAUCACCCCCACCAGCAGCCCAAAGACAAAGAAGAGGCCAGCUCCACGAGCCCCCAGUGCUUCCCCUCUAGCCCACCACCCCAUCUCCAGGCUGUCCCACUCUGAGCCAUCAUCCUCCACCCCAUCUCCAGCCCUCAGCCUGGAGAGCAUCAGCUCUGAGAGUUCAGCCAAGGCUCUGGGUGACGCCGAGGAGGCCUCGGUGCCCAAAAGCUCCUCCGAGCCCACCGUCCACACGCCCACGGCCACCAAGACCUCCAGCACUGACACCCCCCUGGCCAGUGUCUCCUCCAGCGACAGCCCUGCUGCCCCAGCCAGCCUCUCCACCAACUCCUCCUCCUCCUCCUCCAGCGAGCUGGCCAGCUUCAGUGGGGAGGCCCAGCCCAGCACCCUGCACCCCAGCAGGAGCGUCCCCGCCGGCAGCUUAAAGACCAGCCCCAGCCGACUGCCCCCCAAACCUCCUGCUGGGGCCAGCCCUACACCCAUCCUCUUGGCUUCAGAUGGGGGUGCUGGGAGCCCCAAGACUCCCUCCUCGCCCAAGCCACAGCUGAAGUCUUCCUGCAAAGAGAACCCCUUCAACCGGAAACCAUCACCUGCUGCCUCCCCCUCUGCAAAGAAACCUCCCAAGGGCUCCAAGCCAGUGCGUCCUCCUGCUCCAGGUCAUGGCUUCCCACUCAUCAAACGCAAGGUGCAGACAGAUCAGUACAUCCCUGAGGAAGAUAUCUAUGGGGAGAUGGAUGCCAUUGAGCAUCAGCUGGACCAGCUGGAGCACCGUGGGGUGGCCCUGGAGGAAAAACUUCGCAGUGCUGAGAAUGACAGCCCUGAGGACAGCCUGCUGGUGGACUGGUUCAAACUCAUCCACGAGAAGCACAUGCUGGUGCGCCACGAGUCGGAGCUCAUCUACAUCUUCAAGCAGCAGAACCUGGAGCAGCGGCAGUCAGACGUGGAGUACGAGCUGCGGUGCCUCCUCAACAAGCCAGAGAAGGAUUGGACCGAUGAGGACCGAGGCAGGGAGAAGGUGCUGAUGCAGGAGCUGGUGACCAUCAUUGAGCAGAGGAAUGCCAUCAUCAACUGUCUGGACGAGGACAGGCAGAGAGAAGAGGAGGAGGAUAAAAUGUUGGAAGCCAUGAUUAAAAGAAAAGAAUUCCACAAGGAGACGGAGACCGAGAGCAAGAAGAAAGGCAAAUUCAAGCCCAUGAAGGUGCUUAAGCUGCUGGGCAACAAGCACGACUCCAAAAGCAAGUCACCCAAGGAGAAAAGCUAGAGCAGGGGAACACCAGCAGUGGGAGGGACGUGCUGCCUGACUGCCCUGGUCUCCCCUCACCUGCCAGGAGCUUGUCUCCCAUUCCCCUCACCUCUCCCCUGGCUCCUUCCCCAGGCACCCGAGCUGCCUCUCCAGGGAGA
Merops nubicus (carmine bee-eater) is the source of this 2892-nucleotide messenger RNA. It is a transcript of the gene MICALL1, whose product is annotated as MICAL-like 1. The transcript has 15 exons. Gene Ontology annotation, molecular function: protein binding. The annotation marks the transcript as partial. NCBI's taxonomy places the organism in Eukaryota, Metazoa, Chordata, Aves, Coraciiformes, Meropidae. The record is from RefSeq and is a predicted model, not a curated record.